CCCGUCAGCGGAGGAAAAGAGAGGACAGAAGGCGCCAGAAAGACGAAUACAGCGCAAUUAAGCGGUUAUUGUGAAAAAACCCGCACACUAAAUACAGCCAGGAUGUCAGAGGAAAAGCCAAAGGAGGGAGUAAAGACUGAGAACGAUCACAUCAACCUGAAGGUUGCAGGGCAGGAUGGGUCUGUGGUCCAGUUCAAAAUCAAAAGACACACACCGCUCAGCAAACUAAUGAAGGCGUACUGUGACCGACAGGGCCUCGCAAUAAGGCAGAUCAGGUUCAGGUUUGAUGGCCAGCCGAUCAAUGAGACGGAUACACCUGCACAGCUGGAGAUGGAAGAUGAAGACACCAUAGAUGUUUUCCAGCAGCAGACAGGCGGGCACUGCUAAGCCCCGCCCACCUCAUUGACGGCCACCCUCAGACCACGCCCUCAGCCACCUUCACUGUCCCUCCCCUCCCCAUCGCUCCUCUCAGCCUAUUAUUAUUAUUAUUAUUAUUAUUAUUAUUAUUAUUAUUUCUUCAGUUUAAAGAUGUCUGUCAUGGUUUUUCGUCAGGUGUGUGUGGGGGAGGGGGCUCCUCAGCUGUUUCUGUACCGUCUCAGCCAGGAUUGAACUUUUGUGCGUGUCAACAGUCUCUCCGCUGGCCAAUCAGGACAACAUUUCUCCUCCUGGCACGCCAGGCUGUGAUUGGACCAACAGUGCUUCAUCACAGCUUCUCAUUCACUCUGCAGUGAAAGCUUAGUAUCAAGUAGUCUGUCACGGGUUUCAUCCAUCGGGGGCGAACGCGAGGCUCUGCAGGUUGUUUUUUUUUGUCCGGGGUCACGGUCAGUGGGCAUGAAAAUGUUUUGAAGUGGAAGCAUCUGAACUUAAUACACACUCGCCUUCCAUUUCACUUCGCUUUUGUGUUUUUUUGUUUUUUUUGUCUGAACGGUGACUCCUGCUCUUCUGUCAAAUAAGGUAUUUUAAUUCUCUCUGCAUUUUAGGUGCUUUUGCUAAAGAGUUCUGCAAUGUUUUUUUGUAUUUUUUUUCCUUUUUCUUUUAAGAAAUUAACACCCAGGGGGCUUGUUGAUUUUUUUUUUUCAUUUUUUUGAUUUUUUUUCCUGUACAGAAGUAUCAGAGUGGAUGUUAGAUAAAAGUUGUGGGGCUCUUGGACCAAUACUCCAAAGACCGAACUUCUGUUUCAUAUUUGAUGUACUUUGGGUCGCUCUAAAAAGCAAAACUGCAAGGUCAAAACUGUCACAUUUUAAGGGAGUUUGUAUUUCAUUAAUGUUAUUUGCUUCCUCUUUGACUUCUACUAAUUGACAAUGGUUGUCUGUGGGUAUCCGUGGUACAGACUUUUAUUUGCUCAUACAGACAAAUUCCUGUUCAGGGGUGGGAAACUUACUGUAUCCUUUGUUGGAGUUGGUUUGGCUCUUGUCUGUAAGGAUAGUCUCUCCAUGUGGAAACUUUUCCUUUUUCCCUAUUUUCUGACAAAGCAGGCCAGUAGCCAGUCCCCAUACUCUUCUUACAAGUGGCUCUGCUUGGUUUUUAACAUUUUUUUUAGGGAAGAAAGUGGGAAGAAUAACUGGGAAGUCGUUCCUCGAUGCUGUUUUGGGGGUCAGCUGCCUCAUCUCUUGUUUUGUCCUUGCGAAUGUAGGCCGACGGCACAACUGAUUCUAGAUGUGUGUUUGAAGAGGAGCGGCUUCCAGUUUGAGCAAGGAUAUCCUACAAAAGUCAGUAUGUUUUUCGUUUAAACACAUUCUGCAGACACUUUUCACUGCUUUGUCGUCGACUGUCGAGCUGUUUUUUCAUUGUUUGUAAAAUAAAAAAGGCAGAGGUUUUCAAAA
Molecule: messenger RNA, 1823 nt
Organism: Centropristis striata (black sea bass)
Lineage: Eukaryota; Metazoa; Chordata; Actinopteri; Perciformes; Serranidae
Gene: sumo3a
Product: small ubiquitin like modifier 3a
Exons: 4
Coding region: 103-387 (94 amino acids)
Biological process (GO): protein sumoylation
Cellular component (GO): nucleus
Molecular function (GO): ubiquitin-like protein ligase binding; protein tag activity
Source: RefSeq, a predicted model, not a curated record